AGAUGAGAUACUUUAAACCAUGAGUGAUCUGAACACAUGCCAUAGAUUGGUAUAGAUUAGAUACUUUAAACCAUGAGUGAUCUGAACACAUGCCAUAGAUUGGUAUAGAUUAGAUACUUUAAACCAUGAGUGAUCUGAACACAUGCCAUAGAUUGGUAUAGAUGAGAUACUUUGAACAUGAGUGAUCUGAACACAUGCCAUAGAUUGGUAUAGAUGAGAUACUUUAAAACAUAUUUGAGUAAUCCCAGCAGCCCAGCUAACAAUGUUUGGUUUAAAUGUGACCCCGUUCCUCUGUCAUUAGGAAUCAGGGUGGAACCUUCAGUGGACCAGUAUGGGUUGAAGGGGGGUUCAAUAUGUCUGGCUGUUCCAGAACCUGAGAUUCUCAAAGGACUUCAAUGGAAGACGGGCAGUGAUGUAAUAGUUAGUGAUAAAGAGAUUUCUCCUAAAUAUAAGGAGAAAGUGGAUUAUAACUCUGUCAACCAUUCUCUGUGUAUUAAGAAUCUGCUGAACACAGACAGUAGAAUUUACAUGGGAAGUGCAAUUAAUCAGAGAGACUGGACUGAUUCAACUACCACAUACAGACUAAAGGUGCUUGAUCAUGUUCCCAAACCAGUUAUGGAUGUCACGUCUCUCUUCAACACAAGUGUGGGACUCUGUGACGUCACAGUGAACUGUUCAAUUAAAGAUGGCUGGAUGUUGUCUGUCUGUGGCGGGGGUCAGUGUACACGGUCACAACAGUUACUGUCUCUGUCUGGGGUCAACAUCAUCAUCUCCAAUGGCAACGGGACUAUCCAAUGCACCGGCAGCAACCACGUCAGCACACAGACCAUCUCUCAACCCAUGGAGGACAUAUGUAUUGGUGAGAAGGACGGCAAAGCUUCAGCAUUAUCAGUCAGGACCAUUGUGGCCAAUACUGUUCGAUCAGUGUUUGUUUAUGUUGGAUUGGCAGUCACCAUAAUGGCCAUCAUAAAGGUCAAAAGAUGGAUAUCCUCAAAAGAAGUUGACUCAACUCAGGAAGUCAUCGUUGACACCUCAGUGAAUGAUUCAGCAGAGGUGAGGCCAGAACCACUUGGCCCUCCUGAGGUAGAAACACUUUACAGAAAUAUGCAGAAACCAGGACAGCAACAAUAAAUGGACUUCACCCAACUGACCAGCAUUUUUUAUUACAGACUGUAAUAUCAUGGGACAAAUAUUGAACCCAUAUUUCAUUUAGUAUUAUCUGCAGUGUUUCGCUUAAAGGGAGAGCCGUGUCGGGUCGACUUCCACAACAACUAAGAGCAUUGAAGCAUGAGGCUAAACUCUGCAUGUUCUGAUGUGAAGCACACCCUACACAUGAACAUAUACUCUGUGAGUACAACGUCUUGCUUCUGUGGUUCAUUCUGUUUUUGGAAUGUUGAAUGUCCCACUUUUGUUGUGUUUUUGGAAUGUUGAAUGUCCCACUUUUGUUGUGUUUUUGGAAUGUUGAA
Molecule: messenger RNA, 1466 nt
Organism: Coregonus clupeaformis (lake whitefish)
Lineage: Eukaryota; Metazoa; Chordata; Actinopteri; Salmoniformes; Salmonidae
Exons: 4
Coding region: 214-1131 (305 amino acids)
Source: RefSeq, a predicted model, not a curated record